GUGCCUCUGUUUCCGGCUAGAUUUGCUGUCUUCACGCCCUCCUUCGACAUGUCUGAGACUGCGCCUGCCGCGCCUGCUGCUCCGGCCCCAGCGGAGAAGACGCCAGUCAAGAAGAAGGCUCGUAAGGCUGCAGGUGCCACGAAGCGCAAGGCGUCCGGGCCCCCAGUGUCCGAGCUCAUUACCAAGGCCGUCGCCGCCUCUAAGGAGCGUAGCGGCGUGUCCCUCGCUGCGCUCAAGAAGGCGCUGGCGGCCGCCGGCUACGAUGUGGAGAAGAACAACAGCCGCAUCAAGCUGGGGCUCAAGAGCCUGGUGAGCAAAGGUACCCUGGUACAAACCAAGGGCACCGGCGCCUCCGGCUCUUUCAAACUCAACAAGAAAGCGGCCUCUGGGGAAGCCAAACCCAAGGCUAGGAAGUCGUCGGGUGCAGCGAAGCCCAAAAAGCCAACAGGAGCCGCUAAGAAGGCAAAAAAGGCUUCGGGGACGUCUACCCCCAAAAAGAGCGCAAAGAGGACUCCAAAGAAAACGAAGAAGCCUGCAGCAGCAGCUGGAGCCAAAAAGGCUAAAAGCCCGAAGAAGGCAAAAGCGGCCAAACCCAAGAAGGCGCCCAAGAGUCCGGCGAAGGCCAAAGCUGUACGGCCUAAGGCGGCAAAACCCAAGGCCGCUAAGCCUAAAGCAGCUAAACCAAAGAAGGCGGCAGCCAAGAAGAAAUAAGCGGUUUCUUUGGACAGCUGCUUAGGCUCCACAACCCAAAGGCUCUUUUCAGAGCCACCCCACUAAUCUCAAAGGGGAGCUGUUGCACAUUUCAGGGAGGGCGUGGCUUUUAGUAAAAGCACGUAGUCAGGGGCCAACUUUUUUUAGUUAGGUUGGGGGUGGAAUGUGUACAAGAAAUUUGUUAAAAUUAUGUACACUGGAAUAUUUGGAGCGAAAGGGUUUUUGUAAUAGCGACUACAAACUCGCACAUAAUAAGAUACACUCGCACACAUUUAGUUGCAUGGACAUCGCGCCAGCCAAUACGAAGAGCAGUAGGGGUUUAGCCCCACCUACAAGCCUAAAACUGCUGUAUGCUCUUCUGGGCAGCAUUUAAAGGCACAGACCAAUUUAUAUAGUAGCCUUUGGUAGUCUCCCCUUCCCCUUCUGAUUGGAUCACGCAAAUGGUAAAUUGGCCAAUGAACGGGUAGCCUUGCAAGUGUUUUUUAUGCUUCUCAUUUGUGGGUUUGUGACGACAGGGUAAAAUUAAUCCAAUCCUGAGCGUAACUUUACCAGCCUCAUUUGAAUACCGUAUCUAUAAAUAAAUGUGACCUUGUGGCGGAUUUUAAAUGUUAUUAAUGUAGGUGUGUCAUUUUAGUUACAAUUCCUGAGUCUACCAAAUCUGCUCCUUCCCUGAAGAAGGGCUCCAAGAAGGGCUCCAAGAAAGCCGUGACUUAGACGCAGAAGGAUGGCAAGAAGCUCAGGGAGAGCUACUCCGUCUACGUC
Molecule: messenger RNA, 1473 nt
Organism: Erinaceus europaeus (western European hedgehog)
Lineage: Eukaryota; Metazoa; Chordata; Mammalia; Eulipotyphla; Erinaceidae
Gene: H1-4
Product: H1.4 linker histone, cluster member
Exons: 1
Coding region: 49-711 (220 amino acids)
Biological process (GO): nucleosome assembly
Cellular component (GO): nucleosome
Molecular function (GO): structural constituent of chromatin; DNA binding
Source: RefSeq, a predicted model, not a curated record